This is a messenger RNA of Aethina tumida (small hive beetle), 2620 nucleotides long. RefSeq lists its product as uncharacterized. The coding region runs from base 116 to 2422 and encodes 768 amino acids. The transcript is spliced from 11 exons. Lineage: Eukaryota; Metazoa; Arthropoda; Insecta; Coleoptera; Nitidulidae. The record is from RefSeq and is a predicted model, not a curated record.
AAUACUUCAUAGCGGGUGUACUUCUUUCUUGCAUUUAGGAUCUGAUAAGACAAAUCCCAAUUCAAGAUUGGCUGCACUGUUCGUCAGAAAUGUCAGAAAUCAUUUGAGCGGUAAGAUGUCCAAAGAUAGAUCAACUAAUCAUCAGUCAUCAAGCAAUUCUGAUGAGGAGGGACUGGAUGAGGCUAGCGGUUCCAGCUAUGUUAAUAUUCAUGGCAGACCCUUGAAUGCGAUUGAAAAUGAAGUAGGGGAUAUUUAUAUUCCGCUCAAAGAGCUUGAAUCCACUGGUUUUACAAUUUUCCACCGUGAUGACUUCCAACCCUCGUGUGAUAAGAACAAAAUUGGCAUUGAUUUCCACCUGUACAUGUUGAGAAAGGCACGCGAGUAUAUACUCAAUAAUAAGGCAGACAUUGAUCUUGAUUAUGCACUGGACACUAUUGAAAAAUGUAAGGAACAAGUCUUGGAAACAGUAGUACCAAGUCAAAAUCAGGUGAAGGACAAGCCCCCAGGCGGAGUUCCUAAUGACAUAAAGAAUGUCAACAACCAGCAGCAAGAUGAGCCAUCCAAAACGUCCGCAGACCUUGGCUAUAACAAUUCACUCCUCUAUCCAAGACUUCAAAAGCAACCAAAUGCAGGUUUAGUACAGUACCCACCGUCAACAGAAAGCCCGAUAAGCGAUGGUGUCGAAUUAAUCAAAAAGAACUUGGGCGAGUCAUCUUCUUUCAAUGAUGGCAAGUACUUCAUUCAUUUGUUCAUGAAGCAGGUUGAACUGGAACCACUUCAGCUUCAAAAGGUGAAAAUUGUCUCUAUUGAGAAAAAAGGUAGAGGUGCAUGGGGAGUACUUGUUAGUAAUACCCACAUUGCACAAAAGCUUUAUUUCGAUUUGAACGAGCAGUUUGAUAGAAUGCCCGUAAUUGAGAAACCCACCUCAGGGACCGUGGCCAUGGCCCUAUUUAAGGAUGUUUGGUGGAGAGUGUUGGUCAUCAAUGCCAAACCACUCUACGUGCAGCUUGUUGACCGCGGUGUCACAUACUGCGUCACGUGUGUGAGGAAGUUACCGAGGAGUUGUGAAUCUAUACCAGCUCAAGCCAUGAGACUUGUUUCACCAGACGUUGGUGACAACGAAUGGGUCCUUGGCCAGAUCGUAACAGUUAUCGCCAGGAAACGAUAUGAAAAUGGUACUUACUUAGUAUCAAUACAAUCAUCACAAUCAAAAGAGAAGGAUGAUGUUAAGGUUAUUAAAGACAACAAAGUAAUGCCGCCAAUAGGAGGUGCUCAGGUGGAGAACACUCCUAAAAUGGAUAAUCCUAAGAGUCCAACCGAUUUUUCUGCUGGAACGGAGGUCCAACUUCUUCAAUAUAAAGCAAAUGACUUAUUCAUGAGAACUAAAGAAGACGCAGAAAAAUUUAAAAAUAUUUUUGAUCACAUUCAGGCUAAUAGCACAGAUGAUUUAUAUGAUACCCCUUCUCUCGACUUCCAAGUUGGCCAAAUGGUGAUGGCACAGAGGGACGCGUCUUCUCCAUUGAUACUAGGUGAAAUUACAAAAAUUCUGGACACCACAGUUCACGUCAAAUUUAUCGAUGUAAUUGGAGAAGCCGAUGUUUCCAAAAUAUUCGUGAAGAACGUGGAUAAAUUCCUGACCAAGCAGGACGUCACGCUUAUUAAAAUGGAGCUGAAGAACCUCGACAAAUAUUUGCAGGACAAAGAAGUCGUGAAAUUCUUGGACAAAUUAGUUUUGGAAAAAGAAAAUUUCUUUGUCACAUUGGACGAUGGUUUCGGCUUGUUUAUGAAGGAUGGUAAAACGUUGUCGGAUGUUUUGGAAAUGAUGUUCAAUGAUAACUUGAAAAAAGCGACUGGUGAUAAAGUUCCGGAGCAAUUGCCACGUAUUAUGUACGACAAGAUGAAGUCUGUACAGCUGCAGUUGGGCGAAAAUGAGUAUAUCUGCUACUCAUACAUAGCUCCAAAACAGAUUACGCUUUUGUCUUUGGGAGACCAGGAAGUCGAAUGGCUGAAUAUUGUAGGCAAUAUAAAAGUCACUGAUUCUGAGCCUUACAAACCGACGGAAGGAGAAAUGUGUUUAGCUCUUUAUAAAGAUCCAAAUAAUGUUGAAGUUUCAUGGUGCCGUGGAGUGGUUAUGGGAGGGGGUAAGCACAGGUAUCACAUCUUGUUUGUUGAUUUUGGUAAUUUUGCUAAGGUUGCCGCAAAUAAUAUUCGAAGAUUUCCCAGUUAUCUUCAAGAAAUUCCAAUUCUUGGUGUAUUUUGUGAAAUACAAGAUGUUCCAAACAAUCCUGCAAUUUCCUGCAGACUUAAACAAUUGCUUGCCGACAGCAAGAGAAUCAUUGUUGAUGUAAAAGAAUUGGGUAAAUUCAAAGCACAAAUUGUAAUUCCAGGUGUAAUGGAGGAGCUGAAUAAUGAAGCACUUUAGUUAGUUAGUUAGUUUUUACAUUGCUCUUUGUCCGGAGGUUGUAAGGCAAAUGUAUUAUUUUGAUUGACGGAUUCGUUCAUUCAAUGUUCUGUGAUUGGUUUAUGACUAUAAUUUUACUUUAUCUCCAUCAAGAAGUGCAUUUGCUGCUGCUUAAAUUACUUCGUUACAAAAUAUAUAUUAAAAUAUAUAUUUUAUAAA